AUGGUGAUCGAGGCCACGCAGAGGACCCUGAUCAAGUUCAGAGCUAUGGGGAUAGCCACGAAUCGACUUCAUUCAGACCGUGCCAAGGAACUGUUGAGUCGACAAAUGCGCAAGUGGUGCGCAACAAUGGGCAUCUUGCAGACGUUCACGGCCGGUGAUGACCCGGCCUCCAACGGCCACAUCGAGUCCGAGGUGACCCAGGCAGCGAUGGACGAGGGCACGUAUGAUGUGACGCGGCCGCCCAUCUUGGUCACCAGCGAAGGUCUGCGGGUACUACGCCCUGAAGAGGUCACCACCAGCGAAGGCACCACCGGUGAAGCAGCCACCAGUGCCGGCACAGCGGGGCUAUGGAAGUGGGGCUUCAGCGAGUUCAUCUUCGAGGCCAAGCCAGGCGGCUGCGCGUGGACAAGCGGCAUUGACGGCUUCGAAGGUGGCCCAAUGGCUCAACCUACCAUGGAGAGGCGACAGCAAGCAGCCACCGAUCGGCCUUGGCACCGGCCGGGGAAAGCUCCACCGACCAUGCUGAUGAGGCCUACUGGUGGCAUGAUGGAUGACCAGGUGGAGUUUCAGGAUUCCGUCUUUUGGACUCCGCAGGUGUUGGACGCCGUGCAGGACGUCAUCGAGGAAGAGGCUCUCUUCUACAAGCCGGUUCACAAGAGUGACAAGUGGGACUACAUUGACAUGGAUGGUGUCCGCUGGCUCAUCAGGUACCAUGGUGGCACCAGAGUGCAAAGGUUCCAUCCGGAACAUCGCAGCUGCCCUGAGCAGAUCACAGAUCUGGAGUUCAUGCGCGUCACUUUCGCAUGGAAGGGGCAGGAUUGGAACCGCAAGGUGCUGAUCGACAGCGAUUGGAGGCGAAGUGAGAUCCAAGGCCCGGGAGGCUGGAUCGGCUACUCACUCUUUUUGAUCCGCUCCGGACCAAGGAGCAUGUAG
Durusdinium trenchii is the source of this 933-nucleotide messenger RNA. NCBI's taxonomy places the organism in Eukaryota, Dinophyceae, Suessiales, Symbiodiniaceae. The record is from the annotation of a GenBank genome assembly.